AUGGAAAAGAAUUCAAAAUUGAUUGAACAUGAAUUAGAAAAUGAGAUUGUGGGAGCCACAUCUGACGCAUGCGAGAAGGUGAAUAGGAAUGAUGAGACGGAGGUCAAUGAAAAUCCUAAAUCUUCGAAGAAAGGGGAUAAAGGGAAAAGAGAUGAAAAGCUAUCGGUGGAUGUAAUUAGGGGCAAUUGUAAUGCUCCAAAUGAAAUGUCAAUCCAAUUUAUUGCGCCUAAGAUUGUCGACGGCCAAGUGGAAAUGGAAAUUGCAAAAGAAGAUGUUGAAGCGGAUAUGAGAUUCUGGGAAACAUCAUUGAUAAUGUAUGUUCUUGAAACAAAUUUGAGUAUGCACGCUGUUAAGAACUACAUGACUAGAACAUGGAAUUUUGUGACAUUGUCGGAAAUCUACUAUAAUGAUGAAGAAUACUUCAUUCUGAAAUUAAAGUCAUGUAAGGAUAGAGACAAGGUGAUAAUGAAUGGACCAUAUACGUUUCAGAAUAUGCCAAUGGUUAUCAUGGAAUGGCGACAAGAUUUUUCGAUGGAACGAGAUGUGCUUAGAACAAUCCCACUGUGGGUUAAACUCCCUUAA
Messenger RNA from Lathyrus sativus (Indian pea), 582 nucleotides. Lineage: Eukaryota; Viridiplantae; Streptophyta; Magnoliopsida; Fabales; Fabaceae. The record is from the annotation of a GenBank genome assembly.